Messenger RNA from Penicillium odoratum, 1611 nucleotides. Its product is annotated as DNA-directed DNA polymerase delta subunit POL31. Gene Ontology annotation, cellular component: delta DNA polymerase complex. The transcript is spliced from 5 exons. The record is from RefSeq and is a predicted model, not a curated record. Gene Ontology annotation, molecular function: DNA binding. Bases 1 to 1611 code for a protein of 536 amino acids. NCBI's taxonomy places the organism in Eukaryota, Fungi, Ascomycota, Eurotiomycetes, Eurotiales, Aspergillaceae. Gene Ontology annotation, biological process: DNA strand elongation involved in DNA replication; DNA replication.
AUGACUCCGGGUGACGAUUUUGGCUUUUUACGACCUCCUGGCAAUGAGGAAUACGAAGAGACCUACCGCACCCCGUCAAACUACAAACCCCUCGACACAUUCAAGCUCCCAUCCGGACCUUCUCGACACUAUAAGCAGCAGUAUGGCGACAUGUACUUUUUGCGUCUCGCUGGGCUGAAGCCUGCGGUGGAGAAAAUUGCGACGGAGGCAUGGGAGGGCAUCAGUAUUGCAGGAGAGCGCGCACGACGCGUCGAUCGAGUACUUGAUGUUCGGCAGGGUGAGCUGUGCUGGGUGGCCGGCACAGUGUACAUGGACAUGCCAUUGAAGCCCAAUAUUCUGGAAGACCUUACCAAACAGAACUUUACCUCCGCACCACCUCCACGCCCUACUUAUGUCGAUCCAACCAACCCAGCACUGACGCAGACUACGCUAGAGGAUGCAUCAGGCCGUGUUCGUUUGGCUGGUGACUUUCUUUCAUCCGUCCACCUUACUACCGGUACUGUCAUUGCGGCAUUAGGGACAGAAAACGUUGACGGAGAUUUCGAGGUCAUCGACAUCAAAGUCCCAGAGUUGCCUCCACAGCCACCGAGAUGGGGAAAUGACGAAUCAAAACAUACUGGCAAAGAAGCAGCUGCGAAGGAGUCUGGCAAGAUUGCAUUUGUCAGUGGGCUAGGGAUCACAGGGACUUCGAGUGAUUCUCUUGCAUUGGAGUUGCUCACAGAGUAUCUUCUUGGCUACACAGGGUUCUCUGGAAAUGGGGACAAUAGCCCUUCAUCGGGUGCUGCAAAGAUCACACGACUCAUCAUCGCGGGUAAUUCCCUCGGAGCUAGCGUGAUAACUGAUACAUCGGCUGGUAAACCUGUGCCAAAAAAAUACGGUUAUGAUGCUUCAGCAUAUAAUGCUGCACCCAUCACACAGCUGGACAACUUCUUGUCAGAACUUCUGCCAAGUAUCCCUGUCACCCUGAUGCCGGGUGAGGCAGAUCCGGCAAACUUUUCCCUUCCUCAACAAGGCAUUCAUCGCACCAUGUUCCCAAAGUCCAGAGUUUACGCUGCUCCUCCACCAUCUGGUGAGGAGAAGCCAGAAGCUGGUUGGUUUGACAGUGUCACCAAUCCAUGGGAGGGCGAAGUGGAAGGCUGGCGUCUGUGGGGAAGCAGCGGCCAGAAUGUUGAUGAUGUUCUGCGAUAUCUCGACUUUUCUGGUGAAGAUGGAGACACAGACAAAGACUCGGACGACUCAGGGGCUCGCAUGCAGGUUAUGGAAGCAAUGCUCCGGUGGAGGAUUGGUGUUCCCACAGCUCCUGACACACUCUGGUCUUAUCCUUUCCAAGAAUCCGAUCCGUUUAUUAUCGAAUCCUGUCCGCAUAUCUUUUUCACCGGCAAUCAACCACGUUUCAAGACCGCCGUUAUUGACGGCGACAUUCCCCUCCGCUUGGACGGAGGUGAUACCGAAAUGACAGACUCUGCUGGCGAGACACCUGUACCUCGAGUACGACUUCUAUCUCUUCCACGGUUCAAGGAGACUGGGGAGCUCAUUCUGGUUGAUUCCGAGACUCUGGAGGUCGAAGUAAUUCGGUUUGGUGUUUUUUCAGGACAGGAAGAAAAAAAAUGA